This is a messenger RNA of Plasmodium gonderi, 786 nucleotides long. RefSeq lists its product as hypothetical. Lineage: Eukaryota; Apicomplexa; Aconoidasida; Haemosporida; Plasmodiidae. The record is from RefSeq and is a predicted model, not a curated record. The coding region runs from base 1 to 786 and encodes 261 amino acids. The transcript is spliced from 2 exons.
AUGAAAACAUGGGAUAUUUUUAUCAAAUCUCAAGGAAUUCGUCUCUGUGGGACAAAAUAUGAUAUACCUGACUUUUUUAUUAAGGGCCCCAAAUUAGGGUCUAUAAAAAUGAACAAUUUGUGGGAAAGAAGUAAUGAAGAAGUGUUAAACAAUAGUAAGAAAAAUACACCAAUCAGUUGUCAUCAAUAUGGAAAAGAUGGGGACUUCUAUGAGAGACUUAUCAGAAUUUACGUAGAUAUCAUUUUCAAUUCGGGAAAAUACCCUGCACAUGUUCAGCAUUUGCACAUUUUUUGUAGGGAAUUACUAAAAGACAAGGUGCUGAAUUUGAAAAGUAGUAAAAAUCAUAAGAGGAUACUACUUAAAUGUGAAGAAUGUGGGAACCCCGAAACCGAAAAUCUGAACGAAUAUCUUGUUCACUUAAAUGAUGAAGCAUUAAAAAAUAAGAAAUUAACAGAAAAUGAGCAGAACAAAAUAUUCGAAACUGUAAAAAAAAUUUACAACUAUAAAAAUGUGUUAUAUGUAUUAUUUACAUUAGAACAUAACAGAAUUAUGUUUAAUUAUAGUGAACACUUAUUUCUAAAACAUAUCCAAAAUUGUUUUUUAAAUUCUGCUGUCAGUAGUAGAAUGGACAUAUAUCGGUAUAUAAAAAGGUUUGGAGCAGACAAUGUUUGUAUUUAUAUUUGCGAAUAUUCUAACCAUGCAGAUAUUUUGAAGAAGCGUCAUGAAAUUGUUAAGAAUUUAUUUUUCAAUUAUAAGCAAAAUGGGAAAAUAAGUUUUCGUACUUAG